Molecule: messenger RNA, 1391 nt
Organism: Lecanosticta acicola
Lineage: Eukaryota; Fungi; Ascomycota; Dothideomycetes; Mycosphaerellales; Mycosphaerellaceae
Source: the annotation of a GenBank genome assembly
AUGGCGCGAUCUCGACCUUCCCGUCCUCUAAUCUGCGUCAUCGGAGCGACGGGAACGGGCAAGUCCCAAGUACGUCCUCUGCUACGGAUGGGUUUCAAUAUGCUGACCACCACAGACAGCUCGCAGUGGAGAUCGCGAAGCGCUACAAUGGCGAAAUCAUCAACGGCGAUGCGAUGCAGCUCUACGCCGGCCUCCCCGUCAUCACGAAUAAAAUCACGCCGGAGGAGAGACAAGGCAUACCGCACCAUCUGCUGGGAUGUAUAGGACUACACGAACAGACUUGGGUGGUCGGGGCUUUUGUUCGCAACGCACUGAAGGUGAUUGAGGAGAUUCGAUCGAGGGGGAAAUUGCCGAUACUCGUUGGAGGGACGCAUUACUACACUCAGAGUCUGCUUUUCAAGGAUCGAUUGGCGGAGAAGGAGGAAGCGGAAGAGGAAUUCGUGGAGAACAUGGCGGAUAAGUGGCCGAUUCUGAAUGAGUCUACGGCAAUGCUGCUUGAGGAAUUGAAGAGGGUUGAUCCGGUUAUGGCUGAGAGGUGGCAUCCGAAAGAUCGGCGAAAGAUUCAGAGAAGCUUGGAGAUAUACCUUCAGACUGGUCGGAAAGCGUCGGAUAUCUACGCCGAUCAGCGGGCUCGUAAGAGUGCCAAUGGAGAUGCUGAAGAUUUUCGAAUACCCGACGGCCUCAGUAUGCGAUUCUCCACCUUACUUUUCUGGAUCCACGCUGAGACCAACGCGCUGAGGGACCGCUUAGAUCAGCGUGUCGAGAAGAUGCUCCAGCAUGGCCUCCUUGAGGAAGUCGACAUGCUCACCGAUUAUGCCCGAAGUCAGGCUGAGGAAGGCGAAGCAGUGGACGAGACUCGCGGCAUCUGGGUCAGCAUCGGAUAUAAGGAAUUCAAAAGCUACGCACUCGCGCGACAACAAGAUUGCACAGAUGUCAAGCGACUCUCGAAACUCAAGGCCGAAGGAGUCGAGAAGACACAGAUAGCCACUCGCCAGUAUUCCAAGCGACAGGUCAAGUGGAUCCGCAUCAAACUCGUCAAUGCUCUUGCAGAUGCCGGUGCUACGGAUCGUCUCUACCUCCUGGACGGGUCCGAUGUGUCCAACUUCGCGGACGUCGUGGUGCGUCCUGCUCUGGAGUUGACAGAACAGUUCUUACAGGGGCAAAAUAUGCCCUCGCCUUCUUCGCUCUCCCCCGUUGCCGCAGAACUACUGGUACCGAAGCGCGAAGAUUUCGCUGCUACUCCACAGAUGUGGACAAAGCAGCAUUGCUCGGCUUGUGAAGUGACAUGCGUUACGCCGGAGCAAUGGAAAAUGCACACAGGCAGCAAGAAGCACAAGAAGCUCGUUGCAAAGGAGAAGAAGAAUGAGACGACUCCAGAUGCACCUGCUUGA